AUGCAACAAGCUAAAGACUUGAUGACACAAAAACAACACAUUGAAACAUUUGUGAUCAAGCAAAUUGAGGAAGCUCGCGUUAAUUAUCACACUUUACUGAGUAGAGCACUUGAUUGCACAAGAUGGUUGUUGCGACAGGGUUUGGCUUUUCGUGGGCACGAUGAAUCUUUGAAAUCGAGCAAUAGGGGUAAUUAUAUAAAGCUUAUGCAAUUUCUUGCUGAUCAUAAUGAGAAAGUUAGGAAGGUUGUGUUUGAGAAUGCACCCAAGAAUCUCAAUUAUACUUCUUCUGAUAUUCAAAAGGAUCUUGUUCGUGCUUGUGCUAGUGAAACUAUUAAUGCAAUCACUAAAGAUAUGGAAGGUACAUUUUUUUCUCUCUUGGUUGAUGGAUCACGUGAUGCUUCCACUAAAAAGCAAAUGGCGGUGGUAUUGCGUUAUGUGAACAAAACAGGAGAAGCAAUUGAAAAGUUUUUGGAUGUUCAACAUGCCUCCUCUACAACUAGUAGCUCACUUGAAGAUGCCAUUGAGGGAUUGUUUUCUACAACAAAUUUGAGUAUGUCCAAGUUACGAGGACCAUGCUAUGAUGGAGUUAGUAAUAUGAUAGGUGAGUUAAAUGGUCUCAAAACAAAGAUUUUGAACAAAUACCCUCAAGCAUUUUAUAUUCAUUGUUUUGCACACCAACUCCAACUAGCUCUUGUAUUUGUGGCAAAGGAAAAUGAGGAUGUUGCCAAUUUCUUCAUCAAUGCAAGUAGUUUGGUGAAUCUUAUUGGAUCAUCAUGCAAGCGUCAUGAUGCAUUUAUAGAGAAACAACAAGAACAAAUUCAGAAAGCUCUUGAUCUUGGUAAUCUUGAAACGAGUAAAGGGUUAAAUCAAGAAAGUAGUCUCAUGUGUCCAUGUGAUACACAGUGGAACUCGCAUUAUGGUACUAUAGUUAGUGUUAUUGUUAUGUUUGAAGACGUGGUAGAGGUGGUUGAAUGGAUUAAAAAUGAUCGUAACCAAGAUAAUCUCGGUGAAACAACUAGGUUAUUCAAAGACAUAUAA
This is a messenger RNA of Malus domestica (apple), 1038 nucleotides long. RefSeq lists its product as uncharacterized. The record is from RefSeq and is a predicted model, not a curated record. Lineage: Eukaryota; Viridiplantae; Streptophyta; Magnoliopsida; Rosales; Rosaceae.